UUUCCCCAGCGAGAACAGGUCUCGAAACGAAUAUCCGAAUAUAGAGAGGAGCAAGGCUAUGCAAUGGCAUGGAGGAUAACUAAUAUAACGGACACAAAUCAUUAAAUGGCUCGUCUUCGGUCUAAUCCCAUUGCUCUUUGAAGGGGCAGCAUUGUAUUCAGCUCCACCUCUGACCUUUUCUUUUCGUCACUGGCUAUGGCGAUGCUUUCUGUGCCUUUUUCUUCUCUUCCUACUCUCAAUCUCCGCCGAGUCAACCGAUCCUCCGGCAUGGCAUUUGCAAGUGCAAACAAAGAAACUGGGACUGUAGGAGUAAGAGUCACUGAAGGUGAAGGUAGCCUACCAAAGGUUGUCCUCACUUCCCCUCAUGGUAGUGAGGCAGAGAUAUAUUUAUUUGGAGGUUGCAUCACCUCUUGGAAAGUUCCCAGUGGCAGGGAUCUCCUUUUUGUUAGACCAGAUGCUGUAUUUAACAAGAAAAAACCAAUCAGUGGAGGCAUUCCACAUUGUUUCCCGCAGUUUGGACCUGGUACUAUUCAGCAGCAUGGAUUUGCAAGGAAUAUGGAUUGGUCCAUUGUUGAUUCUGAAAAUGUAGAGGGUAAUCCUGUUGUGACUCUCAUACUUAAGGAUGGUCCUUACAGUCGUGCUAUGUGGGACUUUGGAUUCCAGGCUUUGUACAAGGUCAUUCUUAAUGCAAAGAGUAUUUCCACAGAACUAAAGAUUACAAAUACGGAUACCAAGCCUUUUUCAUUUACUACUGCUCUACAUACAUAUUUCAGUGCUUCUGUGACUGGGGCAUCUGUGAGAGGUUUGAAAGGUUGCAAAACACUCAAUAAAGAUCCAGAUCCCACCAAUCCAAUAGAAGGCAAAGAGGAAAGGGAUGUGGUCACUUUCCCUGGAUUUGUAGACUGCAUUUACCUUGAUGCCUCUGAUGAGCUGUACCUUGAUAAUGGCUUGGGUGAUGUAAUAACCAUCAAGAAUACAAAUUGGUCAGAUACUGUACUAUGGAAUCCACAUCUACAGAUGGAAGCAUGUUACAAAGAUUUUGUUUGCGUUGAAAAUGCCAAGAUUGGAAAUGUCAAGCUAGAACCUGAGCAGUCCUGGACAGGCCAGCAGCAUGUUAGUGUUGGUUGAAGGGUAGCUGCUAUGUACGUUGUUUAUAGAACAGUACCAUCUCUUUAUUUUUCAUUUGAUUCCCCUUCCAGUUUUGCUAAAGCUUUCCAUUAUUAGCAAUAAAUCAGGAUGGUUCAAUCUCCUUUGUAAUGUCAUUUCAAGUUUAUGUUAAUUUCAAAUGACAAUUCUAUACAUUGAUUUUACAGUUUACAUAAUGUUGUUAC
Molecule: messenger RNA, 1331 nt
Organism: Manihot esculenta (cassava)
Lineage: Eukaryota; Viridiplantae; Streptophyta; Magnoliopsida; Malpighiales; Euphorbiaceae
Product: putative glucose-6-phosphate 1-epimerase
Exons: 10
Coding region: 196-1128 (310 amino acids)
Biological process (GO): carbohydrate metabolic process
Molecular function (GO): isomerase activity; carbohydrate binding
Source: RefSeq, a predicted model, not a curated record